UUUGUACAAUCUGUCGAGCAAACCAACCCAUCACUGUAACCAUUCUUGGCGUCUUCCAGAAAAGAAAAAAAUGGGAUGGAGUUGCCUCCUGGUUUUUAUCCUUUGGCAGAUGAUGUCUCCAUCAGAAGCGGCGGCCUUUACUGUCGGUGGUGGUGUUGGCAUUAAUACAGGCGGUGGCGGCGGUGUUUGGGCUGGUGGAGGAAUCAACAACAACAACCCCACUCUACCAGGCCCUUCAGAGUCGAAGCUCACCAGUGCUUACACGGCUCUACAAGCUUGGAAAUCCGCCAUCACAGAUAACCCAUUAGGUGUUUUGAAAACUUGGGAUGGCUUAGAUGUGUGUUCUUAUAAAGGAGUUUUUUGUUCAGAUCAACAAGGUGCAAUGGAUUCAUCAUACGGACCGUCUGUUGUAGCCAUAGAUCUCAACCAUGCAAAUCUUCAAGGUACUCUAGUCAAGGAACUCUCUCUCCUUACAGAUAUGAUAAUCUUCCACCUUAACAGCAAUAGGUUUUCAGGCACAAUUCCUGCUACUUUCAAAGACCUUUCAUCACUUCAAGAGUUAGAUCUCAGUGGCAACUAUUUCUCUGGUCCUUUUCCAUUGGUUACUAUAUAUAUGCCAAAUCUUGUUUAUUUGGACCUUAGGUUCAACAAUUUCUCAGGAUCAAUCCCUGAAAAUCUUUUUAAUAAGGGACUCGAUGCCAUUUUCCUCAACAACAAUCAAUUUGAAGGUGAACUCCCUGCAAACCUGGGGAACUCACCAGCCUCUGUGAUAAACCUGGCUAACAACAAAUUCAGUGGGAACAUACCGUCUAGCUUUGGCUUCAUGAGCUCCAAAUUGAAGGAGAUUUUGCUUUUGAAUAACCAGUUAACAGGCUGCAUCCCACAAGGUGUUGGGAUGUUCUCCGAGAUGCAAGUGUUUGAUGUGAGCCAAAACUCACUCAUGGGUCAUUUGCCUGACACCAUGUCUUGCCUGACUGACAUUGAGGUUCUCAAUUUGGCACACAAUGAACUCUCUGGCGUACUGUCCGAAAUAUUUUGUUCUCUAAGGAAUCUUGUGAAUUUAACUGUUGCAUACAAAUUCUUUUCCGAGUUUGGCCAAGAAUGUUCCAAAUCUUUCUUUAGGGAUGUGGGUUUUGAUUUCUCACUGAAUUGCAUUCCGGGGAGAGACAUGCAGAGACCCCAACCAGAGUGCAGUGUUAUCCCUGGAAGUGGGUUGAGCUGCCUGAGAAUUCCUUCGCCACAGCCUCUAGUCUGUGGGGCAUUGGGUGGGAAUUUGAAGCCUAAUCAAACCUCAACAUUAUCUCCAUGAUGUCAUACAUGUUCAUGGAUGGCAAUUCAUUAAUAGCAAUUCAUUCGUUCAUGGAUUCGGUUACAUCAUGUAGCAUAAGAGACAUGUCUGUCAUGGUUCCAAAUUUCAUUUCCU
Hibiscus syriacus is the source of this 1423-nucleotide messenger RNA. Its product is annotated as leucine-rich repeat extensin-like protein 6. The coding region runs from base 71 to 1309 and encodes 412 amino acids. The transcript has a single exon. NCBI's taxonomy places the organism in Eukaryota, Viridiplantae, Streptophyta, Magnoliopsida, Malvales, Malvaceae. Gene Ontology annotation, molecular function: protein binding. The record is from RefSeq and is a predicted model, not a curated record.